CAACAGUUGCCUCGAGACCUCUGAGCGCCAUAGUGACUGUAGCCGUGGAGACAGUUACUUACCAACGGGAGCGACACUCAGCAGCAGCAGCAGCAGCAGCAGACGAAGUAGAGGGAGGCAGCAUAGCAGAGCGAAGCGCAAGAGCAUCAUGCAGAAUUCUGAGGGAGGGUCAGAGGCGACUUCUACCGUGGCACUGACGACGUCGACAUCAGCCCAGGCACCUGUUGUACAGCCUGUCCCUGCAUCACAACAGCGAGUGUUGGUUCAGGCCACAGGCUCUUCCCAGAAGGGAGGACAGGUACAGCAGCUGUCUAGAGUGCAUCAGGUCCCUCCACAGCAGGUGCAGCAGGUCCAGCACAUCUACCCGUCCCAGGUGCAGUAUGUUGAGGGAGGAGAGCCUGUCUACUCCAAUGGCACCAUUCGAGCUGCAUACUCCUAUAACCCGGAUGUCCAGCUGUACGGGCAGGGCAGUGCCAGCACCUACUUUGACUCCCCAGGGGCGCAGGUCACCACGGUGGUCUCCUCGUCCAGUGGGGUGCCACCCCACAGCAUGGUGGGCAUCACCAUGGAUGUGGGCAGCAGCCAGAUCAUCUCCAGCAGUGGUGCAUAUCUCAUCCACGGAGGCAUGGAGGGGGGUCGUCCCCACACCUCCCAGUCCUUCCGUUCCUCUUCAGCGAUGCUUGAAAUGGCGAUUGAAAACCUACAAAAGUCUGAAGGGAUUGCCUCCCACAAGAGCAGCCUGCUCAACAGCCAUCUACAGUGGCUGUUGGAUAACUACGAGACGGCCGAGGGGGUGAGUCUGGCCCGCUGCUCCCUGUACCACCACUACUUGCGCCACUGUCAGGAACAGAAGCUGGACCCUGUCAACGCAGCCUCCUUCGGCAAGCUCAUCCGCUCCGUGUUUAUGGGCCUGCGCACACGCCGUCUCGGAACCAGGGGCAACUCUAAGUACCACUACUAUGGCAUCCGACUGAAGCCUGACUCACCUCUGAACCGGCUGCAGGACGACUUUCAGUACAUGGCAAUGAGACAACAGCCUGUUCACCAGAAACAGAGGUUCAAGCCACUGCACAAGGUGGAUGGGAUGGGGAACAGCAUCUCCAGCGGCUCUCACCAUGCCAGCAGCACGCCUGAGCAGAGCGUGGCUGCCCAGAGCCAACACCACCAGCAGUACAUAGAUGUGUCCCACGCGCUGCCUCCCUUCCCCUCUCUUGAUCUGGGCUCUUGCCCGCUGCCCGAGUGCAUCACCCUGAACGACGUGAAGAAGCUUCAGGGCAUCUACAGGGACCACUGUGAGGCCACUCUAGACGUUGUGAUGAAUCUGCAGUUUCACUUCAUAGAGAAGCUGUGGCAGACCUUCUGGUUCUCAACGCUGCCCUCUAGUGACGGCUCCACCACCAUCGCCAGCAGCGACGAGGACAUGGAGGGGGUGAUCCCCAGGGACAAGCUGAUUGCUCUGUGCAAGUUUGAGCCAGUGAAGUGCUGGAUGAGGAGCUGUGACCACAUCCUCUACCAGGCCCUGGUGGAGAUCCUCAUUCCGGAUGUGCUCCGGCCCGUUCCCAGUACUCUCACCCAGGCUAUUAGAAACUUUGCCAAGAGUCUGGAGGGCUGGCUGACCUCAGCCAUGAGCAGCUUCCCCCAGGAGAUUGUGCGGACCAAGGCUGCAGUAGUGAGCGCGUUCGCCCAGACUCUGCGCAGGUACACGUCUCUGAAUCACCUGGCCCAGGCUGCGCGGGCCGUGCUGCAGAACACCUCCCAGAUCAACCAGAUGCUCAGUGACCUCAACCGUGUGGACUUCGCCAACGUGCAGGAGCAAGCCUCGUGGGUGUGUCAGUGUGACGAGAGCAUGGUGCAGCGUCUGGAGCAGGACUUUAAGAUAACCCUGCAGCAGCAGAGCUCUCUGGACCAGUGGGCAGCGUGGCUGGACAGCGUGGUCACCCAGGUGCUGAAGGGGCACGAGGGCAGUGCCAGCUUCGCCCGAGCAGCACGCCAGUUCCUCCUCAAGUGGUCCUUCUACAGCUCCAUGGUGAUCCGGGACCUGACCCUGCGGAGUGCCGCCAGUUUCGGCUCUUUCCACCUCAUCCGCCUGCUCUACGACGAGUACAUGUUCUACCUGGUGGAGCACCGUGUCGCCCAGGCGACCGGGGAGACGCCCAUCGCUGUCAUGGGAGAGUUCAGUGACCUUAGUUUAAUGAUGCCUUCACUCGUGGAGAAAGAUCAGUUCUCCGACGACAUGGGGAGUGAGCUGGGGAGUGAUGGCGACGUGUCGCGGGGCCCCUGUGAGCCUGCUGUGAAGAGUGAGCGCAUCGAAGUCAACCACUCGCUGCAGGAGAUCUGAAAUGGCUCCUCUGGGGCUGGUUUUGUGUGUGAAGACGCCAUUGUCCUUGCGCUGGGUGGUCUUUUAUUCGUGGGUUAACACAAGCGUACAGGUUUCAGAGCUGUACUCUGUUUUAAUCUAAGGUUUGCUGUUUCUUCUCAACCCCCUCCUUGGUUUCUUUCCUUCGAUCCAAGCCGUGCCUCUGAGCUCAGCACUCUGUGUCUGAGUCUGCGCGUGUCUGUAUGUGUUUUGGGUUUUUAUUUUUUCAGUCCCUUGUGCCAUAGUACCCUCUCAGUGCCUUAGACGGGAGCAGAAGAGCAGAGCUGCUCCUCAGCUGUGCCUGCACUGCAGUAUGAAUGUAACCCCCCCCCCCCCCCGCCUCUGGCUGAGGUUCUGAAGCAGUCCGGCGGUGUCCGGCCAUGCAGCACCUCAAGCCUCUGCCCUCGGGACAGGAACAUGAACGUUGCUGUUCUAUUCCUUUAAAAACAAAAAAAUGUCACAACCCUCCCAGGCCCUAUGAGAUGUGCUGUCAAUACCUCAACUAUUUCUAGGCAGAGUUUUUUGUUUGUGUGUGUGUAAGGAGAUUAGGCCGGCCUUGUGACACUGGUUCUCAGCCGCUUGUUUGGUGUACGUACGGUUUCCUGGUUCUGGGUACUGAUUUAUUGGCAGAAAGCAAAAUGGAGUGUGAAGUUCUUUACUGUGUUCACUGUAAAGUAAGUUGAGUCCUGAGUCCAGCUCAUGUGACCGACGGGCAAGGAAUGGCGUAUCUGAGUGGCUCUGCUUCUGGGUGUUGGUUCGAGAUGUUCUGAAGUUUCUCUGCAGUUUAGUUAGUUUUCAAAGGGAAGGAGGAUCUGUUCCUAUGACGAAAGUGACAGCAGUGCUGUUUUAACCCCAGGAAGUGAGCCUGUCCUCACGCUGAUCAAAUGUACUUACCCCGAGGUGAAUUUUUUUUACUCCGCGCAGAUAUUCUUUGUAUAUUUAACAUUUUAGAACUUUUACAUGCAUUUUAAAUAGAUCUUCCAGAUAAUAGGAAAGAGACUUAAAACAGGAAACUAUUAUAAAUGAAUGUGUAGUACCACCUCUCGAGAUUCUUUUGUAGGACAUGAAGGUGUGUUCUGUGGGAAGUUCAGGCUAUAAACGUGCUUAAGGAAUCUCAUUAAAUGCUAGCAGCACCUCUCAAAAUAUGCACGCAUUGUUCUCAGUCGCCUUGGUGCUGUAUUUCCAAAAUUAAAUCUUUUUAUUGUCACCCAUAGGUGUGGUAUCCAAGUACCCAACUUACUGUUUAUUUAGUAUUUCAUAAAACCUAUGGGGCUUGAUUUCAUUUAUAAUCAAAUUGUCUAAAUAUUUUUGAUGGAUUUCCAGUGUCUUAUUUGUGUCCUGUCCCGUGUAAAGCUAAGGUUUUGGAGCGCAGUGCUGUCUGCUAGCUGUCUGCCACUGACUGCCCCAGUCAGCCAGGUUCUGCUCAAACACCCCCAUGCCCCCGGUGCUGAAUCUGCGUUUCCAUGGCGACGCAGGUUUUUCUAAGCCCUGUCCCCGCAGGGCCGGGGGUUGCUGCCCUCUGUGGCUUGCCUCCCUCCGCUGUUGGCUACAGAAGGUCCAGACUCUGGUUCCUCGUGCUGCCCCAGUACUCUGCUGUAGUGCACUGGGGGGAAAAGUAUUUUACUUUGUGUAACUUGUUAGAGGUUGUUUUUGGUUUUUUUGUAACACUGUUUUAGAUCUUCUGGCUAUGGAGUAUUUUUAUGGGAAUAGAUUUGAUUCUUCUCAACUAUAUUGAUACCUUAUUUUUGUGUUUUGUUUUUUUUUGUUUUUUUUUCCCAGAAAACAACUGUUCUGGCCUCUUCCUUACAGAGGCUGAGAUCAGACGAUAGUCUGUAACAAAAUCGCUUAAUUUGAUUGUAUUUUGUACUGGUUAAAACGUGUAAUAAAUUGGUGUAAACCAC
Messenger RNA from Electrophorus electricus (electric eel), 4257 nucleotides. RefSeq names its product regulatory factor X, 2 (influences HLA class II expression) (gene rfx2). Gene Ontology annotation, molecular function: DNA-binding transcription factor activity, RNA polymerase II-specific; RNA polymerase II cis-regulatory region sequence-specific DNA binding. NCBI's taxonomy places the organism in Eukaryota, Metazoa, Chordata, Actinopteri, Gymnotiformes, Gymnotidae. The record is from RefSeq and is a predicted model, not a curated record. Gene Ontology annotation, biological process: regulation of transcription by RNA polymerase II. Gene Ontology annotation, cellular component: nucleus.